Molecule: messenger RNA, 604 nt
Organism: Lineus longissimus
Lineage: Eukaryota; Metazoa; Nemertea; Pilidiophora; Heteronemertea; Lineidae
Exons: 6
Coding region: 104-604 (166 amino acids)
Source: RefSeq, a predicted model, not a curated record
GCUACAUUAUAAGACUGUGGGUGAUUUGCGCCUUGUUUAUCACAAGACUCGAGAACAGUCGCAGUCCCCAAUCUCCUGAACCACAACAGUUAUCAUCGAUGGGAUGGAUCAAAAUAAAACCAAUCUACCGCAUCUGACCACAGAAGAUAAAACAAGCAAGGGUCAGAUAAGACUGAAAACGCAUAUCACAGGAAUAAAAAUUCACUGUUCGCCUACCGAGGACACAGAUUCCGUCAUCGCAAUAGUUUACGUUGAUGUCAAUGAGUAUCCUCACGACUCCAAUUUGACCAUUUCCAUCCUGCUUGAUGUGCUGCUAGUGCUAAUGCACCACCGCAUCUUUAAACCCAAACUCCAUCUACAAAUGGACAAUUGUUGGAGGGAGAACAAGAAUCGCUACAUUCUUUCAUUCUUGUUCUUCCUUGUGCAUAUAGAUGUUUUUGAAGAGGUAUCUCUGAACUUCUUACCAGUUGGUCAUACGCAUGAGGAUGUUGAUCAGAUGUUCAGAUGUAUCAAUACAGCCAUUUCUUCCUGCGGCAAUAUCAAUACUCUGGAUGAAUUCAUGGAUAGACUAACGGACAAAGAUACAUUCUCGCCUAAGAUUUAA